AUGAGCGGCGAGAUUGAUGCCCUCUACAUAUAUGAUGAAUUCAACAACCCUCUUGUAGAGCAUGUCUAUCGCUCCCGUCCGCCCUCCGCGGCGUCCAUCUUGCCCCUCUACAACGCCCAUCCAGCCCCGCGCCCUUCACUCCUCUAUCUCCCCAGCGCUUCGCCACCGGUAACGGUGUACUCUAUCGUCCAGUCAAAUUUGCUCUUUCUUGCUGUGUCAGAGGUUGAUACGGAACCGCUUCUCGUGCUGGAAUUCUUACACCGGGUCGUCGAUGUGCUCGAGGACUUUGUCGGAGCGCCGUUGCUCUCAUCCAAACUGCAGGCGAACUACGAUGUAGUCGCACAACUGCUCCAUGAGAUGUGCGAUGCAGGCAUCGUAUGUAAUACUGAGCCUAAUGCGCUGCAAGAGGCCGUGGAGAUGCCCGGGUGGAUGGACAAGUUGCUAGGAGGUGUAGGGUUACCUGGGACGUCCUCACCCACCAUGGGGCCUCCGAAUCCGUUGAAACAAGGACUAUCAUCUGCUAGUAUAGCCCAGGGCCCUGCGAUUCCUUGGAGGAAGGCUGGAGUAAGGCAUACUUCCAACGAACUAUACGUCGAUAUCAUCGAAUCCUUGUCCGUCACAAUCGCACCGUCAGGACGGUUGCUGUCCGCUUUGGUAUCAGGGACUAUUGCUUUCACGGCUAAGAUCUCUGGUGUACCCGAUUUGCUUCUCUCCCUCGUUACUCCUGGUGGCCAGCAAGCCAUCGCUCGAAAGAUUGAGUUGCCUGUGUUUCACCCUUGCGUCCGACUUGCUAGGUGGAGGGAACGACCGGGAGAACUGAGCUUCGUACCUCCAGAUGGUCGUUUUAUCCUUGCAGGAUAUGAGGUCGAUCUUCUUCCUAUUGACCCCGAUCUCGACGAGUCGCCCACUCAUAUGGAGAAGGUGUUUCUCCCUGCCAUUGUGGACAUGCGAAAGUCCCUGGGGACGACGGGCUCUGACUUUGAGGUCCGAUUAACUCUCAACACCAACUUCCCCGGCUUCCCGCCCCCUGCCCGACCGGGGGUUGGGCGGAACGCUUCUGGCACAUCGACUCCUUCGUUCCUCGGCGGAGGAAGCGGAAAUUCCUCGUCGCCAGUUUUGGAAGAAGUCGUAGUCACAGUGCCUAUUCCCCAAUCGGUUCGAAAUAUCACCGACAUGAAAGCCAGCCGAGGCGAGGCCCUUUUCUCGCCUGGAAACGACUUUCUCGAGUGGCGAGUGCCAACAAAAGACGCUGGAACUGUCUCUGGGACCGCAACCCUCCGCUGUACCGUCGUUGGAUACCCCAGCGUAGACGACGAUUUUGACGACGGCGCCGAGGAUGCGGACGCCAACGCUAAUCUGCUACAAGGUUACUACGACGAUAACGCAUCCUACCAACCAUCCGACAUGGCCAACCCCGGCCCCUCAAAACGCAAAACCAAGAAGAAGGUCAAGAAAGUCAAGAAGGUCCCCAAGUCUAGCGCCUCAGCUGAUCCCGACCGACCACGCUCAUCCCCUGAUGCCUCCAAACCACAAAGUCCUGCUCCGCCCCAAUCUCAACCCCAGCCCACAUCGGAGCCGUCCGAAUCCUUCUCCAUCUUCCACACACCUGCCAAGAAAACCAAAUCACAGCUCAAUGCGAGCCUUAUGCCUAACUCUGCAUCUGUUUCAUUUUCCGUGCGAGGGUGGCUGCCCUCGGGUAUCAAGGUCGAUAGUCUGAACAUCGAUCCGAGACGGAGUCGGGGUCUUGGAGAGGGCGUAAAACCGUUCAAGGGUGUCAAGUAUCUGUGUCUGAGUCGGAGGGGAGUGGAGAGAAGAUGUUGA
This is a messenger RNA of Aspergillus wentii DTO 134E9, 1821 nucleotides long. RefSeq names its product putative AP-3 adaptor complex subunit mu. NCBI's taxonomy places the organism in Eukaryota, Fungi, Ascomycota, Eurotiomycetes, Eurotiales, Aspergillaceae. Gene Ontology annotation, biological process: intracellular protein transport; endocytosis. The record is from RefSeq and is a predicted model, not a curated record. Gene Ontology annotation, cellular component: clathrin adaptor complex; cytoplasmic vesicle. The transcript is spliced from 2 exons. The coding region runs from base 1 to 1821 and encodes 606 amino acids.